UCCAACUAUUUCAAUUUCGAUUUCGUCUUUCGAAUUCCACUUUGUGUUUUUUCGUGUGUGUAUCUGCAACUGCAACAGCGAGUAGAGAGUGCAACUGUGUGUGUGUGUGUGUUUAGAAGAAAACUAUCUGCAGUUCAGUGUAAAAUGCAGUCAACGUGAAACGAAGCAAAACAAAUUCAAUUAAAGCGCAACAAUCAAUAAAAAUUCAAACGAAAUAUGGAGCAUACUCAAGUGGACUUAAUCAGCAAUUCUUCAGCGCCAGCGAGUCCUGGCGAAGAAUGCGGAUGUGUGCGUCUGGGCAAAUGCAAAUGGUUCAAUGUGGCCAAAGGCUGGGGUUUUCUCACGCCCAACGACGGCGGCCAAGAAGUCUUUGUGCAUCAGAGUGUUAUACAAAUGGCUGGCUUUCGCUCGCUGGGCGAACAGGAGGAAGUCGAGUUCGAGUGUCAGCGAACUGCGCGCGGUUUGGAGGCGACUCGCGUCUCGGGAAGACAGGGCGAGAAUUGCCAUGGCAGCACCUACAGGCCACGCAUCAAUCGCAAAACUCGCCGCAUGCGGUGCUACAACUGCGGCGAAUUCGCCAAUCACAUUGCCUCGGAGUGCGCGCAAGGACCUCAGCCAAAGCGCUGCCAUCGCUGUCGCAGCGAGGACCAUUUGCACGCCGACUGCCCGCAUCGCAACGCAACUGUGACACAAACCGAAAGGAGCAGGAGCAAAAGCAUCACCAGCAUAGAGGAAGCCGUGGAAGCUUUAACUGUGUCCACAACUCCCUAGCCCCAGAAAGAAAAAGCUUAAACUAGC
Messenger RNA from Drosophila nasuta, 798 nucleotides. RefSeq names its product protein lin-28 homolog (gene lin-28). Gene Ontology annotation, biological process: pre-miRNA processing. The transcript is spliced from 5 exons. Gene Ontology annotation, cellular component: nucleus; cytoplasm. Lineage: Eukaryota; Metazoa; Arthropoda; Insecta; Diptera; Drosophilidae. The coding region runs from base 217 to 771 and encodes 184 amino acids. The record is from RefSeq and is a predicted model, not a curated record. Gene Ontology annotation, molecular function: zinc ion binding; mRNA binding.